AUAUACAUACCUAUCAUCAAAAAUAAAAUAGUUUGUAGGUUGUGUGUUUCAGUGCUUGUGAUGUGUACACAGUCCAGCUGCCAAGACGAGUUCUGAAUAUUAAAAUUAAUCGUCUUUAAUCAGAAUAUUUUAGACGGCCGAAUCCGUCGAAAUUGAUAUUGAAUCACUGUUAAACUUUUCGCCGCCGCAUCGUCACGUGAAUUUUGCACCGUGAACGAUUACUAAAAUAUUGUGAGUAGAAAGAUUUCCAGAACAGUAUCCGUUAAAAUUUGUUCAAAAUAUUAUAAAUCGGUCAUAGGAAUCGCAGUCGCAUCUCGCAUGCCUCAAUAUCAGAAAUGUCGUUGUUUUGCAAUACCUGCACGUUUGGGACUUUAAAUAUCGCGUGACAUUAUUACCGACUUCAUUUCUGCGAAGUAUAAAAUAAAUUAAAAUCAAGAGGGACAAAUACAACAGUGUAUUGUAUACUAUGUGGUUCGAAUCGUCGUACAGUGGCGUAAUGGAAAAACAACCACUACUCUCGUCGAAAAAAACUUCAAUUCGGCGUUCGCUAUUGGCGAGUUUUCUCGCUUCCAUGAUGUCAUUUGCUUCGGGAACCGUGGUUGGUGGUUGGACGACCCCGAAACAUCCCGAAACCGUCGGCGAUAAAAUGUUCAUGAUGGAAACCACGAACCAGUCGUCGUGGAUCGUGUCCAUAUAUGUGAUCGGCGCCUUUGUGGGUGCGCUCCCGGCCGGCGGGUUAUCGCGGACCUUCGGACGCAAGAAGUUUCUUCUGUCGCUCGCGAUUCCUAUGACGGUUGGAUGGCUGUUAAUCGCGUUCUUCGUGAAUAGCGUGAAUUUUAUUCUAGCCGGACGUUUCCUGUGCGGGCUGUCGCUAGGCGCCGUCACGGUGGCGGUGCCGCUUUACAACUUCGACGUGGCGCCGGACGUGUGCCGCGGCCGCGGUGGCGUGUUCCUCGACUUCAUGCUGUGCGUGGGCAUCCUGUACUCGUACGUGGCCAGUACCUUGCUGAACCUGCCCACGUUCGCGUUCACUUGCGCCGUCUUUCCGGUGGUGUUCUGCACAAUUUUCUGGCGCAUGCCCGAAUCGCCAUUGUACCUGUACAGCCGAGGGCGCUACGUGGACACCAGAUCAGCUCUCAUAUGGCUGUACGGUGAGGACUUCGACGUUACUACGGCGUUUGAUGAGUUCGCGAAACUGCAAACCGAAGACGACGCACUUCCUAUCGAGAAGCACUUGCAACCCGCUGGAAGAGAUCGAGCUUUCGUGAAGGCAAUCGUCCUGUCGUUGGCUUUGGCUACUGUGCAAAGGAUGUCAGGUGCCGGAGCCAUUAUACAGUAUACGACUAAACUUUUCAGCAUAUCUGGGUCAUCAGUGGCACCCAGCACAGCAUCAAUAAUAACCGGCAUUUUCCAGCUGAUCGGUUCGGGCCUCACCAUUUUUCUCAUCGACAUAAUCGGCCGUCGAAGACUUCUUCUUAUCUCGUCCUCAGUUGUGGUGACGUGCUUGGCCUUGUUGACAAUGUACUUCUAUUUUUUGAAUAAUGGUAUGUUGGAUGACUCGUUGAAAAUACUACCGAUAAUCAUAGUCUGUACGUUCAUCUCGUUCUUCAGGCUCGGAUUAGGACCGAUACCAUGGUUCAUCACCACCGAGCUGAUCGGAGCCGAUCACUCUAAUCGCGCACAGUCUUGCAUUGUCUCGUACUCAUGGAUAUUGUCAUUCAUAGUGAUGAAGACAUUUUUAACAUUGGUUGACGAAUGGCCCGUGGCUUUGUGGUUGGGCUACACAAUCAUAUCGGUUUUCGGAUAUCUAUUUAUAUUGUUUUUUAUACCCGAGACCAACAACAAGAAUGCUGAAGAAAUCCGUCUUUCACUAGCAAAAACCGUUCAAAUUAAUUCAUCCUGAUUAUUUUCUAUAAAUUUAAAUUAAAAACCUAAAUUUAAUUUAAUAUUUAUGUAUGAAUUU
This is a messenger RNA of Melanaphis sacchari, 1963 nucleotides long. Its product is annotated as facilitated trehalose transporter Tret1-like. Gene Ontology annotation, biological process: transmembrane transport. The record is from RefSeq and is a predicted model, not a curated record. Gene Ontology annotation, molecular function: transmembrane transporter activity. Lineage: Eukaryota; Metazoa; Arthropoda; Insecta; Hemiptera; Aphididae. The transcript is spliced from 7 exons. Gene Ontology annotation, cellular component: membrane. Bases 467 to 1903 code for a protein of 478 amino acids.